Molecule: messenger RNA, 1530 nt
Organism: Chaetura pelagica (chimney swift)
Lineage: Eukaryota; Metazoa; Chordata; Aves; Apodiformes; Apodidae
Gene: BBS4
Product: Bardet-Biedl syndrome 4
Exons: 16
Coding region: 1-1530 (509 amino acids)
Biological process (GO): protein localization to cilium; cilium assembly
Cellular component (GO): ciliary basal body
Molecular function (GO): protein binding
Source: RefSeq, a predicted model, not a curated record
AUGCCUAAAAAGAAAAGAAAAAAGGAGGCACCCGAGCUACCAAUCCUGGAGAGCAAAAACUGGUUGAUCUAUCUGCUGUAUGUUCACAGAGACUACGAGGAGUGCAAGGCUGUCAUCAAAGAGCAGCUCCAGGAGUCCCACGGGCUGUGUGAAUACGCAGUCUACGUUCAAGCUUUGAUAUUUCGCUUGGAGGGGAAAAUUCAAGAAUCUCUGGAACUUUUUCAGACAUGUUCCAUCCUGAACCCUCGGAGCGCUGACAACCUCAAGCAGGUGGCACGGUCACUGUUUCUUUUGGGGAAGCACAAGGCGGCCAUUGAAGUGUACAGUGAAGCAGCUAAACUUGAUGAGAAGGACUGGGAGAUCAGCCACAACCUGGGUGUGUGCUACAUGCAUCUGAAACACUUCAACAAGGCACAAGACCAGCUAAACAAUGCCCUGGAGCUCAACAGACACGAUCUGACUUACAUGAUGCUGGGGAAAAUUCACCUACUGGAGGGGGAGGUGGAUAAAGCCAUUGAAGUCUAUAAGAAAGCAGUAGAGUUUUCUCCAGAAAACACAGACCUCCUGACAACCCUGGGGCUACUCUACUUGCAGCGUGGGGAUUACCAGAAGGCUUUUGAGCACCUUGGAAAUGCACUUACUUAUGACCCAACCAACUACAAGGCUACCCUGGCUGCUGGCAGCAUGAUGCAGGUCCAUGGAGACCAUGACGUUGCCCUCUCCAAGUACAGGGUGGUGGCCAGCGCGGCGCCCGAGAGCCCCCCCCUGUGGAACAACAUCGGGAUGUGCUUCUUUGGGAAGAAGAAAUACGUGGCAGCCAUCAGCUGCCUGAAGCGGGCAAACUACUUGGCUCCCUUUGACUGGAAGAUCUUGUACAACCUGGGCUUGGUCCACCUCACCAUGCAGCAGUAUGCAUCUGCCUUCCACUUCCUGAGUGCUGCUAUCAGCCUCCAGCCCAAGAUGGGAGAGCUCUAUAUGCUCCUUGCAGUUGCUCUGACAAACCUUGAAGACAUGGAGAACGCCAAACGUUCCUAUGAACAAGCUGUGGCCCUGGACAAGUGCAACCCCCUGGUCAACCUGAACUAUGCCAUCCUGCUGUAUAACCAGGGGGACAAGCAGGGAGCCCUCUGCCAGUACCAGGAGAUGGAAAAGAAGGUCAGCAUGGUGAAGGAGAGCAGUGCCCUUGACUUUGACCCUGAGAUGGUGGAGGUUGCCCAGAAGAUGGGAGCUGCCCUGCAGGUGGGGGAGAGCCUGGUCUGGACUAAGCCUUCUAAAGAGUCUAAAUCCAAGCAGCGAGCUCCAGCAGGGAAAGCCUCCAGCACUCAGCAGCCUUUGGGCUCUAACCAAGCCCUGGGCCAAGCCAUGUCCUCAGCUGCAGGGUAUGGGAAGACCCUACAGCUUCCCCCAGGUGCUGGAGCAGCAGCAAAGCCUCCCUCACUGCCCCUGGAGCCAGAGCCAGGCCCAGACACCAGCCCCGAGGUGCCAGCAGAGGCUGAGGAGCAGAGCAAGAGCCGGGAGGCAGGGGACUAG